CCUCUGCUCCCCUUGCCCCGCCUCACCUGUUUCAAUCCCCCAAACUCGUCAGCCCUGAUUACAACGAAUUCGUCGGCGUCUGCACUCUCGUCUCCGGCUUUAAAUCCUUGUCCUCUUUUUCCUAUUGAAAUUGAGCGACGAGUCGAGACUAGGCGGUGCUACCCGUGAAAUUAUUCUAAUUUAUGGUGUAACUGGGCUUGUAGCUACAAAAUAAAUGUUUCACAUACCAUGAGUGUAAGAUGGCCAAGAUUUCUUACACCUUCACAGCUCUCUCAGAUUAUACAGAAGCAGAAAAACCCGUUAGUAGCUCUCCAGCUGUUCAAGGAAGCCAAAGAAAAGUACCCCGAUUAUCACCACAAUGGUCCAGUCUAUGCUUCCAUGAUUGGCAUCCUUGGAAACUCCGGCCGUGUCAAUGAGAUGAAAGAGGUAAUUGAUCAGAUGAAAGAGGAUUCCUGUGAGUUGAAAGAUUCUGUGGCUGCAACUGCAAUCAAGAUCUACGGGGGAAAUGGACUGCUAAAUGAGGCUCUUUCUCUUUUUAAGAACCUUCCACAGUUCAAUUGUGUGAAUUGGACUAAAUCUUUCAAUACCCUCUUACAGUUAAUGGUUAAAGAAUCCAAGCUAGAAACUGCUCAUCGUCUUUUCUUGGAAAAUUCUUUUGGAUGGGAAGUAAAAUCUCGUCUUCGUGCUUUAAACUUACUUAUGGAUGCUCUUUGCCAUCGUAAUCAGUCUGAUCUUGCAUUGCAAAUCUUUCAAGAGAUGAAUUAUCAGGGGUGCUAUCCAGAUAGGGAAAGUUACCAAAUUUUGAUGAAGGGGCUGUGCAAAGAUGGGAGACUGCAUGAAGCCACCCAUUUGCUGUAUUCUAUGUUUUGCCGGAUAUCUCAAAAAGGUAGUGGUGCAGAUAUUGUAAUUUAUAGAACCGUUCUAGAUGCUUUGUGUGAUGAUGGGCAGGUUGAGAUGGCUGCAGAAAUUCUUAGUAAGAUUUUAAGGAAGGGGCUAAAGGCUCCAAAACGGUGUCAAUACAAUCUUGAUCUCACUCGUUUCAGCAGUGUUGAGGAUGUACAAGAGACAAAGCGUUUGAUUAAUGAAACUCUAAUUAGAGGUGGGAUUCCCAGUCUGGCUAGUUAUACAGCAAUGGCUGUUGAUCUCUAUGGUGAAGGUAACAUUUGUCAAGGUGACAAAGUGCUUCAUGAGAUGAGAGCUAGAGGCUUUCAGACAACAACUUUAACCUAUGAAGCGAAGAUGGUAGCAUUGUGUAGGGAAGGUAGGGUGGAUGAAGCAAUGAACGUGCUAGAGGUUGAGAUGGUGGAGCAAAGUUGUGCUCCAACUGUUAGACUGUAUAAUACUGUAAUCAAAGGCCUGUGUGAUUCAGGGAAUUCAGCAAUGGCUGUUGGGUAUUUGAAGAAGAUGGCUAAGCAGGUGGGAUGUGUUGCUGACAAUGAAACUUAUAGAAUUUUAGCCGAGGGUUUAUGCCAAGAUGGUAGAUAUCUUGAGGCAAGUCAGAUUCUGGACGAGAUGAUGAUCAAGUCAUAUUGUCCUUCUGGUGACACUUACCGUUUACUCAUAAAAGGUCUUUGCUCCAUUGGCAGGCAGUAUGAAGCUGUGAUGUGGUUGGAAGAGAUGCUUAGCCGUGGUAAAUUACCUGAAGUUUCAGUAUGGGAGCCAUUGGUGUCAUCUGCACUUCACAACAUGGCUGUCAUAGAUGUUGCUGUGAGGCAUUUUCUGCUGCUAAGUUCUUCAUAGAUUGCGUCUGAGCUCUCCGCUGGAUUAUGAUCAAAUACUAAUUUGAUUGUGAUGAAGUGUAUGAUACUAGUGGUGUCAUUAGUGUAACCAUAUUGAUCAUAAACGUAUAAGUUUGUUCCCCCUCCGUUCUAGCUUUCUAAAUAAGUCCGACCAGUGCGGGAAAUCCGGAAGUUCCUGCCUUC
This is a messenger RNA of Tripterygium wilfordii, 1922 nucleotides long. Its product is annotated as pentatricopeptide repeat-containing protein At1g05600. The transcript has 2 exons. Bases 229 to 1740 code for a protein of 503 amino acids. The record is from RefSeq and is a predicted model, not a curated record. NCBI's taxonomy places the organism in Eukaryota, Viridiplantae, Streptophyta, Magnoliopsida, Celastrales, Celastraceae. Gene Ontology annotation, molecular function: protein binding.